CUGUUUGUGCCUGCUAAUCGUAGUUUUCAGAAUGAUCCAGAUAAGGAGCAUAUCGGCCGCCUAAAAUACAUUCCCGAACACGGAAUUGACGGAAGAUAUUAUCCUUACGUGUACGUACCAAACUACCAUCAACCAAUAGCGAUGGUGAAAUUUGAAUCACUACCACGUAAUAAGCUUGUUCUGGUGGAAUGCCGUGCAUAUGCGCUGAAUAUUGAGCAUGAUAUCACGUCACGACUUGGGCUCGUUCAUUUUGAGCUAUUCCUCGAGGAUAAAAUGGUGGACACAAAGCCAUCUUCCUUGUGA
Cylicostephanus goldi is the source of this 303-nucleotide messenger RNA. NCBI's taxonomy places the organism in Eukaryota, Metazoa, Nematoda, Chromadorea, Rhabditida, Strongylidae. The record is from the annotation of a GenBank genome assembly.